Talaromyces marneffei is the source of this 1401-nucleotide messenger RNA. RefSeq lists its product as uncharacterized. The transcript has 5 exons. Lineage: Eukaryota; Fungi; Ascomycota; Eurotiomycetes; Eurotiales; Trichocomaceae. The coding region runs from base 1 to 1401 and encodes 466 amino acids. Gene Ontology annotation, molecular function: L-glutamate dehydrogenase (NADP+) activity. Gene Ontology annotation, cellular component: cytosol. The record is from RefSeq and is a predicted model, not a curated record.
AUGUCGAACUUGCCCUCUGAGCCCGAGUUCGAGCAGGCCUACAAAGAACUCGCCUCAACCAUCGAAAACUCCUCUCUCUUCCAGAAGCACCCCGAAUAUCGCAAGGCUCUCAAAGUCGCUUCCAUCCCAGAACGCAUCAUCCAGUUCCGUGUUGUCUGGGAAGAUGACAAGGGCGAGCUCCAAGUCAACCGCGGCUACCGUGUGCAAUUCAACUCUGCCCUAGGUCCAUACAAGGGCGGUCUCAGAUUCCACCCCAGUGUCAAUCUGUCCAUUCUCAAGUUCCUCGGCUUCGAGCAAAUUUUUAAAAAUGCAUUGACCGGAUUAAACAUGGGCGGUGGCAAAGGCGGCGCCGACUUUGACCCCAAAGGAAAAUCCGAUAAUGAAAUUCGCAAAUUUUGCGUCAGUUUCAUGACUGAAUUGUCGCGCCACAUUGGCGCCGAUACUGAUGUCCCUGCUGGUGAUAUUGGUGUCUCUGGACGGGAGAUUGGAUAUCUGUUUGGACAGUACAAGAAGCUUCGUAACCAGUGGGAGGGUGUUCUCACGGGCAAGGGAUUGUCGUGGGGAGGAAGUUUGAUUCGUCCCGAGGCUACGGGAUACGGUCUUGUUUAUUACGUUGAACACAUGAUCAACUACGCCAGCAAAGGCAAGGAGUCCUUUGCAGGCAAGCGUGUCGUGGUCUCUGGUUCCGGUAAUGUCGCCCAAUACGCAGCCUUGAAAGUCAUCGAACUAGGCGGAAAGGUCGUCUCUCUAUCCGACAGCAAAGGAUCACUCGUCGUCGCCAACGAGACAGACGGCUUCACACCCGAGGAAAUCUACGCCAUUGCCGACCUCAAGGUCGCCCGCCGACAACUCAGCUCCAUCUUUUCCGAAGAUGCCGCAGAAGCGAAGCUAUUUAGCGCCGAGAAAUUCAAAUAUAUUGAAAACGUCCGCCCAUGGCUCCACGUCGGCAAAGUCGACGUCGCCUUGCCAUGUGCCACACAGAACGAAAUCUCCGGCGAAGAAGCAAAGGGUCUCAUUGACGCGGGUGUCAAAUUUGUUGCCGAGGGAUCAAACAUGGGCUCUACCCAGGAAGCCAUUGAUAUUUUUGAGGCAGACCGAACCUCCAAGACUGAUGGAUCGAGUGUCUGGUACGCGCCUGGUAAGGCCGCUAACCUCGGUGGUGUAGCCGUUUCCGGCCUUGAAAUGGCUCAAAACUCGGCGCGCCUCAGCUGGACUCGGGAGGAGGUCGAUGCUAAACUGAAGGAUAUCAUGAAGGCGUCGUUUGAGAAUGGAUUUGAGACUGCCAAAGAGUUUGUGCCUUCGUCUGGAAAUGGUGAGUUGCCAUCACUUGUGGCGGGAAGUAAUAUUGCUGGCUUUAUGAAGGUGGCUGCUGCCAUGAAGGACCAGGGUGAUUGGUGGUGA